Messenger RNA from Paramecium sonneborni, 2580 nucleotides. Lineage: Eukaryota; Ciliophora; Oligohymenophorea; Peniculida; Parameciidae. The record is from the annotation of a GenBank genome assembly.
AUGAAUUUCAUAUUAUUUUAUUUAAGUUUGCUUUAUAUUGCAUAGGGAUGUUCAAAAAUCGACAAUAAUUAAUUAGACUUGAGUUUGAUAGAAAAUGAAAUAAUCUAUUUAGAAGUUGACCAACUCUAUAUUUCAGAAGAAGAAUAUUAACUUGAAUUAGAUCCUUCAAAUAAAAUUGUUUAAAUUAUUGAUAUAAUUGAAUUGGAAUCUUAAAUUCCAUCUUAGGUCUCAGAAGAACCUGUCAUUACAAAUUUUUAUUAAAACCCAAAUUUAAUAACUUAGAGUAGUAUUUUGAUUACAGAUGAGAAUAAUAAUUUACUGUAAUAUUCUCUAUUCAGUAAUACAAUAACAAAAUUAAAUGUGCCUUUUAAAGAUUAAUUAUAUUUUUUUAGUCUUAUUUAGAUUAUUUCUGAAGCCAAAACAUAUUUGAUAGGGGAUUGUAGUAAAAUAGGAUAAACUAAUAUUCUAUUAUAUGAGGAGAAAAUAAAUGGCUAUGAAGAAAUUUUUGCAUAUAGAAUUCCUUUUUAAUAAAAUAGUUUGAAUAACUUUCUUGUAUUUUCUUAGAAUAAUUUUUAUAGAUCAAACUUUUAAUUUGUUGAAUCAUAUAAAAUAGAAGAUGGAAAGAUUAAAUUGUAAGAAUAUCUUUAAAAAGGUAAAAAAAAUGAAGAAGAUUAAGAUUGUGGUCCUAUAUCAAAUAUAAUAAAAAUAAAAGGACAUUAAAAUAGUAUUAGCUUUAUUGAUUCUACUGAUCUUGUUAUUAUAUAAACAAAAAAGAAUUAAAAUACUUAAAAAUGUAUAAAAUUUGAUGAAAAAUUGAUUGCUUAUGAUUAUGAUGAAGUUCAUGAUUAAUUUGUUGUUUUAACAGAAAAAAAAUUGAUUUUUGACAAAUAUUCUAAAAACAUCUCUAUUAAGUUUUAUGAAGAUUUAACUGAAGUUUUUAUUACUUAGAAUUAUAUUUUACUUUCUUUGGGUAAUAAAAUUCAAAUUUUUUCAAAAAAAAAUCUCUUUUUUUUGGAAUAAAUUGAGAGUGAAAAAUUUUUUAAGAUUGAAGUAGAUGCUAUUUAGCAUCUUUUUUUUCUAAUUGAAUCGGAUUUUAUAAAGAAAUAUCAAUUUAAUUUACAACCAAUGAUUAAAAUAUCAAAAGUAAAAGAAGAUAUAACAUUUAAUUUAAAUAAAAUAGUAAAAGGAAAAGUAAAUUGUUAACUAAAAAUAAAUUUGAAUUAUUAAAUUUUGAAUUACGCUAAUUUAAUUGUAAAAUUGAUGUAAAACAAUUUAGCCUCUUCAUUUUUAUAGAUUGUUGAUAAAUGUGAAGGCAAAAGUAAUCCUAUUUCAAUUUUAGAAUAAAUAAAUGAAAAUUUUAAUACAAAAUCUAUGCUUGAAUUACCUUCAUUAUCUGAAAAAAGGUUUUUAUUAUUUUAAGAUGAGUAAGAUAAUAUAGUUCUAUAUGUAUGCUCAAAAUUUUUAGAAUGCUUAGAUAAAUAUUAUUUCUAAAUAGAUAUUCUAGAUUUUGAUAAAGCUAAAAAUAAAUUAUGGUUUAUUUAAGAUGAUUUUCUUUUUUUAGCAUUUGAUAAAGAUAAAUCUUGUGUUAUAUCCAUGUUUGAUUAUUUUUUAAAUGAUUUAAUUAUUUACAAAGUUAUUGAAGUAAAUUCCAAGAUUUUAAAGAUUGUAUCAAGUGGAAAGUUUAUUUUUAUUUUGAUUGAGUUAAAAGAGCUUGUAAAUCAAUUAAUUUAUUGUGAGAUGACAGAAAUGAAUACUUAAUAAAAUAAAAUUUAACUUCCUUCAAUUUCAGAUAUAUUUGCAUCACCUAUAAAAUAAGAGUAUAUAAUAAUAAAAUUGUAAAGAUAAUUGAUUAUCUACAGAAUUUUAGAUUAAUAUUUUGAAAUAUUAAGAAUAUUGGUCAAACCAAUUUAAACUAAUGUGAUAAUAUUUUAAAAAUAUUUAGUGAUAUUAAUGAAAUCAAAUGAUGAGAAGGAGAAAAUUUGCGAUUAUUAUUUUUUUUUAAAUGAAUAAAAAAUAGAAAAAAUAGGAACAAAUCCUCUUAAUUAAUUGUCAAAGAUUGAAAUAUCAGAUGUGAUAGUAUCUGUAGAAUAAAAUAUAUUUUAUUUGAAAUGUUAAGUAACACUUGAAACAAUGAAAAGAUAUGUAAUAGCAGCAUUCAAAGUAGAUUAAACAAUUUAUAAAUCUUUGUUAUUUAUUAAACUAAGAAAUAUAAAAAGUUAAUAUUAAUCAUUUUCAAACACUUUAAUAUAAUUAGAAGAUCAAACUUUAAUUCCAUUAAUAUAAAUAAAAGAUUCUGUAAUAUGUGAAAUACAAGAAUAGAAAGAAAUAAUAGAAGAUUUUGAACCUUUGGAUAAGGUACAGAAAGCUGAUGAUGUGAAUGAUGAAAAUGAUAAUAAUAAUGAAUAAAAUGAAAUUGAUAAGAAUGAAGAGGAUGAAAUAGAUGAAGAUAGCCUUAAUUUGGAAGAAUCAAAUUUUCCAAUAGGAUCAUUUUUAAUAAUGAGUACAAUUGAGGAGGCUUUGAUAUAUUCACUUUAUAAGACUUUUGGAAGAAAAAGAGUUGAAGCUAUAGACAGAGUAUGA